Messenger RNA from Hyaena hyaena (striped hyena), 3991 nucleotides. RefSeq names its product zinc finger protein 16 (gene ZNF16). Gene Ontology annotation, biological process: regulation of immune system process; negative regulation of transcription by RNA polymerase II; regulation of cytokine production. The transcript has 3 exons. Gene Ontology annotation, molecular function: DNA-binding transcription factor activity, RNA polymerase II-specific; RNA polymerase II cis-regulatory region sequence-specific DNA binding. The coding region runs from base 344 to 2386 and encodes 680 amino acids. The record is from RefSeq and is a predicted model, not a curated record. Lineage: Eukaryota; Metazoa; Chordata; Mammalia; Carnivora; Hyaenidae.
ACUCCGCAGACGCCGUCGCGCGGUGCCGGGAGUGGUCACCCGGAGCGGAGGAGUUCCCUCAGGUGAACCCCCGCGUUUUGGUCCGAGCUCCUGCGUGAUCCCGCUGCCCCAGCGGGUGGUGCCGGCCUCCGGUUGUCUAGACUAGGCGUUGUGGGCAGAGGGGCGGGCGGGGCGGCUCGGCCUGGGCGGGGUUGGGGCCUCGGAGGCCCCUCCCCAGAGCGGGUCUGAGGGCAGCCCUCCAGAGGGUGCCCAGGACGGCCGAGCCUAACCCGCCCCGGAGCCUCCCUGCAGGGCUGCGUGGCGAGGCUGCCCUAGGCGACGGGGCAGGUGUGCGGUCCCAGCCAUGCCCAGCCUCAGAGCUCGCUCUGAAGAGGCAGAAAUGGAGCCCUCAGUUCCUGGACCAUCCCCUUGGAUCCCUGCAGCCCAGGCAUGUGUGAGUGAUGCUCCUGCCAUGACCCACCCUGGAUCUACACUCCGUGAUCCCCAUUGCUGUGACUACACUGAGCCAGGAACCACCCCCUCUCACCUUCAGCAGCCAGAUUGGGACACCAGGACUAAGGACACGGAGUCUCUUCAGAAGAGAGAAGUUUCCGAGGAUUUGGAAUCACAGGCAGAAGUAUCAGAAAACUAUACCAGUGAUUUUUCCCAGGUUUCUGAGCUUAGAGAACUCUGUGAUGAUGUACUGGAGAGAGAUUGGGGAGCCCCUGACAGUGAGAGACGGGUGCACUCCCACUACCAGGAGCAGGGCUUCACACCGGUGGAAGUGCUCCUUAGCAGCACCUUAGAGAAGGAGCUGGGCUGUGAUGACUUUGUGAGAAGCUUCAGUCUGAACCCAAACCCAGUGGCGUCUCAGGGAAUUCCUACAGAAGAGAGGCCACAUAUGUAUGACAUGUGUGGCCACAGCUUCCAACACAAUGCAGAGUUAACUACCCAUGAAGGGCUUCACAUAGCUGAAAGCCCACUCAUAUGUAAUGAUUGUGGGAAAACCUUCAGAGGAAACCCUGAUCUUAUUCAGCAUCAGAUAAUCCAUACUAGACAAAAGUCCUUCAUAUGCAAUGAAUGUGGAAAAUCCUUCAGUCAGAGCUCAUUUCUUAAAAGUCAUCAGAGGUCUCAUGUGAGUGAAAAGCCCUAUCAAUGCAGUGAGUGCAGGAAAACCUUCAGUGUGCAGUCAAACCUCAUUAGGCAUCAGAUUAACCACAGCAGUGAGAAGCCUUAUGUAUGCAAUGAAUGUGGAAAAGCUUUCAGCCAGAACUCAAGCCUUAAAAAGCACCAGAAGUCUCACAUGAGUGAGAAGCCCUAUGAAUGCAGUGAAUGUGGGAAGGCAUUUAGGCGAAGCUCAAACCUCAUCCAACAUCAAAGAAUUCAUUCUGGAGAGAAGCCGUAUGUGUGCAACGAAUGUGGGAAGGCCUUUAGGCGGAGCUCAAAUCUCAUUAAACACCACAGGAUCCAUACAGGUGAGAAACCUUUCCAGUGUAAUGAGUGUGGGAAAGCAUUCAGCCAGAGCUCACACCUAAGAAAGCAUCAGAGAGUUCACACUGGAGAGAGACCUUACGAGUGUAAUGAGUGUGGCAAACCAUUCAGCCGGGUCUCCAACCUCAUUAAGCAUCACAGGGUUCACACUGGAGAGAAACCCUAUAAGUGCAGUGACUGCGGGAAGGCCUUCAGUCAGAGUUCAAGCCUCAUUCAGCAUCGAAGAAUUCACACUGGAGAAAAACCUCAUGUGUGUAAUGUGUGUGGAAAAGCCUUUAGCUACAGCUCAGUGCUCAGAAAGCAUCAAAUAAUCCACACAGGAGAGAAGCCAUAUGAAUGUAGCAUCUGUGGCAAGGCCUUCAGCCACAGCUCAGCCCUCAUUCAGCAUCAGGGUGUGCACACGGGUGACAAGCCCUAUGAGUGUCGGGAAUGUGGAAAAACAUUUGGUCGGAGCUCAAACCUUAUCCUUCACCAGCGUGUUCACACUGGGGAGAAACCCUAUGAAUGUACCGAAUGUGGAAAAACCUUCAGCCAGAGUUCAACUCUCAUUCAGCAUCAGAGAAUCCAUAAUGGAUUGAAACCCCAUGAAUGUAACCAGUGUGGUAAAGCCUUCAACCGAAGCUCAAACCUUAUUCACCACCAGAAAGUUCACACUGGAGAGAAGCCAUACACAUGUGUCGAAUGUGGUAAGGGCUUCAGCCAGAGUUCACACCUUAUUCAACAUCAGAUAAUCCACACUGGUGAAAGGCCAUAUAAGUGCAGUGAGUGUGGGAAAGCCUUCAGUCAACGUUCGGUCCUUAUCCAGCACCAGAGGAUCCACACCGGUGUGAAACCUUACGACUGCUCUGCUUGUGGGAAAGCCUUCAGCCAGCGGUCCAAGUUGGUCAAACAUCAGCUGAUCCAUGCUAGGGAGUGAAACAGAGCUCCAUUCCCGACUCCUCUGGCCACGUCCCAGCCUCACCCACUUCCCAGACUUGAAGCCAGGCUCACUUGCUGCCCUAUAACCCUAUAUCCCACUGUCCACAAAGCCCUGACCCUCCUUCUCCUGUCAUCACUCCUGCCUUGUGUGAUCUCUUGUUUCUUGUUUGCCUUGUGUGUACAUUUUGUUAUCAGACUGCCACAUUUAUUAGGAGGAAAAAGAUGAUUGAAGCUACAUACUCAUGAAUAGAGUUUAUUACUAUAAUCAAACAGAACCAAAAAAGUAAGCUGACAUUUGAUUCAAAAUAAUGACAGUAAUUCUUGUAUUUGGUAGUCAUAAAGAGUGGGUUCUUUGUCUGUGGUUAUAAUUGAUAUUCUGUUUACAUAAAUCAGGUCAAGAGUUUUUCAGUUCAGAUUACAGUCAACCUUCCCAGAAGUGGUGUGUAGUCAUUACCACCUUUUUUUUUUUUACCUUUCCAUACAGUCACUGGAUGCAGGAACCCUUCUGCUCCCUUGCCCUUGUGCCUGAGUCUGAGGUCAUGCUUUCUUCUUACAGUCCCACUCAGGGCUGGUGCACAAUUACACAUGCAGGUGAUUCCCAACCUCCCAGUUCUGUGCCUUGUGGUCCUGGCUGUUUGCCCCACAGAGGCCUGCCCUCCUCAUGUCCCUCCUGUUCUCCCCACAAGUUUCCAAGUUCAGUUUUCUCCCAAGCCCACUCAUCACCAUUUAUAGAGGACCUGUGAGUGCUCCCAGUAGGUGGGAAUUGGCCUCUCAGUUUCCCAGAGCUGUGCCCUUUACUGUGAGCAGGGGGAGUUGGCCCAGAAGCAACACAUCUGCCAUGAGAAAGGCCCCUGGAUGCCAGCCAGCAGGUCUCAACUUGGAGUAUCCUCGAAUGGGUGGAUGGAGAAGCCCUUCCUGCACUGUCCAGGAGGAAAGGCAUUAAUGGACAGAUGUAAUCAGGCUUGCAGUUAAGGUAGGAAGGUAAGGCCUUGGCUUCUGUGCUUUCAAAGUAGAGGCAAAGUCAUCAGUUGCAAAUGAGGAGAGAGAGGUUUGAAGAGGGAAGUAUGUGAGUUGGUUCAAGGGUGCACAGGUCGUUUCCAUGGUCUUGGGCUACAGUGGACUGCCUAUCCCUCUCUCAGAGGUCAUCAGGGUAGCCCAUCACUGCUCACUCCCUCUCCUCCACUUCAGCCCCAAUUUCCUAAGGCAAUGCGCUAGAUGACAAACUGCCACAUUUGCAGUCUUGGGGACAGCCUUGAUCUGUUAUCCUUCAACUCACUUGCUCAUUUUUCACCCCAUGGAGACCUCCAUCUGUUAACCCUCAUGCUUUCUCACUGUCAGGCAAUCCUUUCUGGCUUCACAUUCCCCUUUGUCCAGCCUAGGUUCCAUCUCCCUCCCCCUCCCCUGUGAAUACUUACGGGAUACUUACUACAUUUAUAGGGACACAGCAAGAAACAACCCUGCCCUUGAGGUCAGUGGAUAGAGAAAAAUGACCUAAUGAGGGUCAUGACUACUAUGAGGUGAAAGGAAAACAGGAAUAAGGUCUGGGUGUUUUGAUGGAUUCUGUUUUAAAUGGGGGCUGUCAGAGCAGGCCUUGCCAAAAUGU